Lathyrus oleraceus (garden pea) is the source of this 2031-nucleotide messenger RNA. Its product is annotated as serine carboxypeptidase-like 20. Gene Ontology annotation, biological process: proteolysis; secondary metabolic process. Gene Ontology annotation, molecular function: acyltransferase activity, transferring groups other than amino-acyl groups; serine-type carboxypeptidase activity. NCBI's taxonomy places the organism in Eukaryota, Viridiplantae, Streptophyta, Magnoliopsida, Fabales, Fabaceae. The transcript has 12 exons. The record is from RefSeq and is a predicted model, not a curated record. Bases 287 to 1777 code for a protein of 496 amino acids.
UUGUGGUAGAGAUGAUACUAUAAUAUUCAUUAUAUUUGACCAUUAAUUUAUUUAAUUAGUGACCUGAGGGUGUAUCACUUUUCUUUUCUCUCAUAUUCAUUACACUUGACUUUGAAGUUAAUCAAGGUUUCACAAAUUUCAACUUGAUCAUAAAAAAGUGACUGAUACACUCAUAUCACUUAUAUUAUUCUAUAAAUUGAGCUUCAACCUGUGUUGUUCUUGACAAAAUUGUUUUUUGUUUAUAUUUUAACAUUAAUUUUUGUUUCUAUUUACGAAACAAACAAGGAUGAAAAAAACAGGUAGCAGUGUCUGUUUGCUGUUACUACUUCACAUUUAUCUGAGCAUUGUGGUGACAAAUUCAGCACCAGAAAGUGCCAUUGUAACUCAGAUUCCAGGUUUCAAUGGAACAAUACCUUCCAAGCAUUAUGCUGGGUAUGUAACUGUGGAUGAAAGUCAUGGAAGAAAUUUGUAUUACUAUUUUGUUGAAUCAGAAAGUAAACCUUCUCAGGAUCCGGUUGUUCUUUGGCUUAAUGGUGGACCUGGUUGCUCUAGCUUUGAUGGUUUCAUCUAUGAACAUGGUCCUUUUAAUUUUGAAGCAGCAAAGAGUAAGGGAGGCCUGCCAACUCUGCAUCUCAAUCCAUACAGCUGGACCAAGGUUUCCAGUAUUAUAUAUUUGGACUCUCCGGCUGGUGUUGGAUUUUCAUACUCUAAGAAUGAAACUGAUUAUGUAACUGGAGACAUAAAGACUGCGUCUGAUUCGCAUGUCUUUCUCCUUAAGUGGUUUGAACUAUAUCCCGAGUUCCUUUCCAAUCCUUUCUUCAUUGCUGGAGAGUCAUAUGCCGGAGUUUAUGUGCCUACUCUUGCCUAUGAAGUAAUGAAAGGAAUUGAUGCGGAUGUGAAGCCCAAACUGAAUUUUAAGGGUUACAUUGUUGGAAAUGGUGUUACAGAUGAACUAAUCGAUGGCAAUGCUCUUGUUCCAUUUGUACAUGGGAUGGGUCUUAUCCCGGAUGAAUUGUUUGAGGAGGCUAAUCGCGAGUGUAAUGGGAAUUUCUAUAAUUCGCUCAGUGAUAAUUGUACAGACAGGCUUACCAAAAUUGAUGAGGACAUUGCCGGGUUAAACAUAUAUAACAUUCUAGAACCAUGCUAUCAUGGCACUGAGGCGGACAAGAUUAUCACUACUUAUGUUAAGUUGCCGUCUAGUUUCCGGAAGUUAGGUGAGACUGAGAAACCUCAUCUUGUGAGGAAAAGAAUGUUCGGCCGUGCUUGGCCCCUAAGAGCACCUGUCAGAGACGGAAUUGUACCCACUUGGCCGCAACUUACCAGUAGCAACAAUGUUCCAUGCGUAGACGGCACCGUUGCAGACGUAUGGUUGAACAAUGAAGAAGUCAGGAAAGCAAUUCACACUGCAGAGAAAAGUGUGGUCAGUAGUUGGGAUUUAUGCACAGACAAAAUUUCCUUCGAUCAUGACGCUGGAAGCAUGAUUAAGUACCACAAGAACCUAACUUCCAAAGGAUACCGAGCUCUUAUAUUCAGCGGUGAUCAUGACAUGUGUGUUCCAUUUACGGGGAGUCAAGCAUGGACGAGAUCAAUCGGAUACAAGAUUGUUGAUGAAUGGAGACCUUGGUUAUCCAAUGGUCAAGUUGUUGGCUUUACUCAAGGAUAUGACAACAAUCUUACUUUUCUGACCAUAAAGGGAGCUGGGCAUACUGUUCCGGAAUAUAAGCCACAAGAAGCAUUGGAAUUUUACAAACGUUUUCUUGCUGGAUUGCCAAUAUGAGAAAGAGAUAGUAAUGCUGCUAUGGAUUUUCCAUGAAUUAUAUGAUUUGUGGGUUUAUGGAGACAAGAAGUUAUAUCUAUAUUAUAUGUACCACUCUAAUUUAUUACUAGAUUUACAUGCUUUUCAAUUAUUUUAUGCUUGAAGUGAGGCUAUGGCAGUUAGAUUAAUAUAAGCCCAACUUGUUCUAGGAGAACUCGAAUUCGAAUAUUGGCUCAAACAAUUUAUGGUUAAAAUUUACUUAUUUUUUGUCGGAA